AUGGAGCGUCUAGAGGAAAGACUCACUCUUGCAUUUCUCCUCCUUUCCAUCAUCUGUGUCUCCACUCAGAAAACUACAGUCUCCUGGUGUGUGCUGUCUGACGCCGAGGAGCAGAAGUGUUUGGAUCUGGCUGGGAAUGCCACGGCUCGAAAUAUCAGAGGAACGCUGCUCUGCGUCCGUGGGCUGAGCCCCAGAGACUGCAUGCAGAAAAUCAAGAAUGGGACAGCGGAUGCAGUCACCAUGUUUGCAGAUGACAUCUAUGCUGCCGGCUUCUGCCAUGGCCUGGAGCUUGCAGCAGGAGAAUCCUAUAAUGGAGUGGAUGGUGUUAGCUACCAUGUGGUGGCGCUGGCUCGUGUCUCCUCGUCCGACCUGUCCCUGUUGGAGAUGCACGAGCGCAGUUCCUGUCACCCCGGCAUGCGCACCACGGUUGGCUGGACCGUCCCUAUUGGCUACCUGGUCAACACCUCCCAGAUCAGCGUUGGGGAACAAUGCAACUUCCCGAGAGUGGUUGGGGAAUUCUUUGGCUACAGUUGUGUGCCGGGAGUCAAGGACCCCAUGCACGACCCGAGAGGUAACAACCCAAAGAACCUGUGUGAGGCCUGCAUAGGAGAUGACAACGACAGACACAUCUGUGCCAACAACCACCGGGAGAGACACUACGGAGAGGCAGGAGCACUGAGGUGUGUGGCUGAGAACCUGGGUGACGUGGCCUUUGUCAAACACACAACAAUCUUUGACAACUUGGAUGGUAAGAACCAGGAAUCAUGGGCACUGGAUUUGGAGCUGGAGGACCUGAAGUUGCUGUGCCCAGAUGGGAGUGAGGCCGGUCUGCAUGAGCAUGAAAGAUGCCACCUGGCAGUGGUGCCUGCCAACGCUGUGGUGGUGCGCAUGGAGGAUAAGUGUAGGGUCUGGAAGUACCUGGAGCGCCUACAGAACGCGUUUGGGAACGUGACAGAGGGUUUCAGUCUGUUCAGCUCAGCAGGCUAUGGCAAAUCAAAUCUUCUCUUCAGUGAUUCCACCCACCACCUGCUGAGGGUUCUGGGGAGCUACGGCUCAUGGCUGGGGCCCACUUACACCACCAUGCUGCAAGCCUUCGAGUGUGAGGGUAAGAAGGAUAGUGCCUCUGUGUGUGAGUGA
This is a messenger RNA of Lampris incognitus (smalleye Pacific opah), 1137 nucleotides long. It is a transcript of the gene otomp, whose product is annotated as otolith matrix protein. The transcript is spliced from 8 exons. The record is from RefSeq and is a predicted model, not a curated record. Bases 1 to 1137 code for a protein of 378 amino acids. NCBI's taxonomy places the organism in Eukaryota, Metazoa, Chordata, Actinopteri, Lampriformes, Lampridae. Gene Ontology annotation, biological process: iron ion transport. Gene Ontology annotation, cellular component: early endosome; plasma membrane; recycling endosome.